UAUGGCCCCCAGGAGCCCCCUAGAACCCGCAGGGACUGCCCCCCAUCCUGGCCGCCGGGGCCCGCCCUCUGCAUCCCGCGGGCAGCCUGUGUGAAGCGGCCUCCCGCAGCCCCUGGCCCCACCCCCAUGGAGGAGGAGGAGUUGGGGGCGGCCAAGGAGUGGGGCACGACCCCCGCGGGGCCCGUCUGGACCGCAGUGUUCGACUACGAGGCGGCGGGCGAGGAGGAGCUGACCCUGCGGAGGGGCGACCGCGUCCAGGUGCUUUCCCAGGACUGUGCCGUGUCGGGCGACGAGGGCUGGUGGACCGGGCAGCUACCCAGCGGCCGUGUGGGCGUCUUCCCCAGCAACUACGUGGCCCCUGGCACCCCCGCCGCGCCCGCGGACCUCCAGCUGCCCCAGGAGAUCCCCUUCCACGAGCUGCAGCUGGAGGAGAUGAUCGGUGUAGGGGGCUUUGGCAAGGUCUAUCGGGCCCUGUGGCAUGGCGAGGAGGUGGCGGUCAAGGCCGCCCGGCUGGACCCUGAACGGGACCCAGCAGUGACAGCAGAGCAGGUGCGCCAGGAGGCCCGGCUCUUCGGAGCCCUGCAGCACCCCAACAUCAUUGCCCUCAGGGGCGCCUGCCUCAGCCCCCCACACCUCUGCCUGGUGAUGGAGUAUGCCAGAGGGGGCGCACUGAGCAGGGUGCUGGCAGGGCGCAGGGUGCCCCCUCACGUGCUGGUCAACUGGGCUGUGCAGGUGGCCCGGGGCAUGAACUACCUACACAAUGAUGCCCCUGUGCCCAUCAUCCACCGGGACCUCAAGUCCAUCAACAUCCUUAUUCUGGAGGCCAUCGAGAACCACAACCUCGCAGAUACGGUGCUCAAAAUCACAGACUUCGGCCUCGCCCGUGAGUGGCACAAGACCACCAAAAUGAGCGCUGCGGGGACUUACGCCUGGAUGGCUCCGGAGGUUAUCCGUCUCUCCCUGUUCUCCAAAAGCAGUGACGUCUGGAGCUUCGGAGUACUGCUCUGGGAGCUACUGACGGGUGAGGUCCCCUACCGUGAAAUCGACGCCUUGGCCGUGGCAUAUGGUGUGGCUAUGAACAAGCUGACUCUGCCCAUUCCCUCCACAUGCCCCGAGCCCUUUGCCCGCCUACUGGAGGAAUGCUGGGACCCAGACCCCCACGGGCGGCCAGAUUUUGGCAGCAUCUUGAAGCAACUUGAAGUCAUCGAACAGUCAGCCCUGUUCCAGAUGCCGCUGGAGUCUUUCCACUCACUGCAGGAAGACUGGAAGCUGGAGAUUCAACACAUGUUCGAUGACCUCCGGACCAAGGAGAAGGAGCUCCGUAGCCGCGAGGAGGAGCUGCUGCGGGCGGCGCAGGAGCAGCGGUUCCAGGAAGAGCAGCUGCGGCGGCGCGAGCAGGAGCUGGCCGAGCGCGAGAUGGACAUCGUGGAGCGGGAGCUGCACCUGCUCAUGUGCCAGCUGAGCCAGGAGAAGCCCAGGGUCCGCAGACGCAGGGGCAACUUCAAGCGCAGCCGCCUGCUCAAGCUGCGAGAAGGCAGCAGCCACAUCAGCCUGCCCUCCGGCUUUGAACAUAAGAUCACAGUCCAGGCCUCUCCAACCCUGGACAAACGGAAAGGAUCAGAUGGGGUCAGCCCGCCUGCAAGCCCCAGCAUCAUCCCCCGGCUGAGGGCCAUUCGCCUGACUCCUGUGGAUGGUGGUGGAGGUAGCAGCAGUGGCAGCAGCAGUGGUGGCAGUGGGACGUGGGGCCGCAACAGUGGACCCCCAAAGAAGGAAGAACUGGUUGGGGGCAAGAAGAAGGGCCGGACCUGGGGGCCCAGCUCCACGCUGCAGAAAGAGCGGGCUGGAGGAGAGGAGAGGCUGAAGGCCCUGGGAGAAGGAAGCAAACAGUGGUCAUCAAGUGCCCCCAACCUGGGCAAAUCCCCCAAACACACUCCCAUCACCCCAGGCUUUGCUAGCCUCAAUGAGAUGGAGGAGUUCGCGGAGGCGGACGGAGGCAGCAGCGUGCCCCCCUCGCCCUACACCACCCCGUCCUACCUCACGGUGCCGCUGCCCAGCCAGCCCUCCCCCGGGGCGCGGGCGCCGUGGGAGCCAACGCCGCCCGCCCGGCCCGGGCACGGCUCCCGGCGGCGCUGCGAGCUCGCGCUGCUGGGCUGCGCCACGCUGCUGGGCGCCGUGGGCCUGGGCGCCGACGUGGCCGAGGUGCGCUCGGUCAACGGCGAGGAGCCGCGGAGCUGGCUCGAUGGCCUCUUCUUCCCCCGCGGCGGCCGCUUCCCGCGGGGCCUCAGCCCACCCGGGCGCUCCCCGAGCCGCCGCGAUGACGCGGCCCCCGGCCCGGGCCUGGUGCCCUCGGCCACCCUCGUGUCGCUGUCGUCCGUGUCCGACUGCAACUCCACGCGUUCGCUGCUGCGCUCCGACAGCGACGAGGCCGCGCCGGCCGCGCCCUCCCCGCCGCCCUCCCCACCCGCACCCGCGCCCAGCACAAACCCCCUGGUGGACCUGGAGCUGGAGAGCUUCAAGAAGGACCCCCGCCAGUCACUCACACCCACCCACGUCACGGCCGCGCGCGCUGUGAGCCGCGGGCACCGGAGGACGCCGUCAGACGGGGCGCUGGGGCAGCGGGGGGCGCCCGAGCCCACCGGCCCUGGCCUUGGCCCUCGAGAUCCUCUGGACUUCCCCCGCCUGCCCGACCCCCAGGGCCUGUUUCCCACCCGCCGUCGGCCCCCCGAGUUCCCUGGCCGUCCCACCACCCUGACCUUCGCCCCACGACCCCGGCCAGCUGCCAGCCGUCCCCGCCUGGACCCCUGGAAACUGGUCUCCUUUGGCCAGACACUCAGCAUCUCUCCUCCCAGCAGGCCGGACACUCCGGAGAGCCCCGGGCCCCCCAGCAUGCAGCCCACGCUGCUUGACAUGGACAUGGAGGGGCAGAGCCAGGACAGCACAGUGCCCCUGUGUGGGGCCCACGGCUCCUUCUGAGGCCUGCCCACCACCGCCCGCCUGGGCAGCCAUGAAUGUAGCGCCCCAGGCCCCGCCCCAGCCCACCGUGCCACAAGGCAGGGGAGGCCCUGGGCAGGAUACUCACUCUAUUUAUUGGGGAAGGGGGGAGGGAGGGCAAUUAAUUUAUUCCUUUGUACCCGGGGGUGGGGGGGCCCUGUGCCUGCCCUGCGGUGGGGGGGAGGGUGGGCAGGGAUACUCAGGGACAGGGCAUCAUGGGGGAUUCGGCACAAAACGCAGCAUUAAAGGUAACCCCUGCCCCCUAC
Molecule: messenger RNA, 3257 nt
Organism: Orcinus orca (killer whale)
Lineage: Eukaryota; Metazoa; Chordata; Mammalia; Artiodactyla; Delphinidae
Gene: MAP3K10
Product: mitogen-activated protein kinase kinase kinase 10
Exons: 10
Coding region: 127-2973 (948 amino acids)
Biological process (GO): positive regulation of apoptotic process; protein phosphorylation
Molecular function (GO): JUN kinase kinase kinase activity; ATP binding; protein binding
Source: RefSeq, a predicted model, not a curated record